AUGAGAUUCACCGCCAUCGUCGCCUCCCUCCUCGCCGCUGGCUCGGCCGUCUCCGCCGCUCCCGUCGAAAACGACAAGCGCGAGAUGAACUUUGGCGGCAUUACCGGUCCCCUCGGCGGCCUCCUCGGCGGCGGCGCUGCCUCCGGCGUCACCGGCUCCGCCCAGAACGGCGUCGCUGACCUCUUCAAGCUCGCCGACACCAUCCUCAACAUCCCCAUCGACACCAUCCGCAAGGCCGUCGAGGGCGACCCCGCCGGCGCCGCCACCGGCCUCCUCCAGGCCAUCAUGAAGGCCGCCUCCGACGUCCCCAAGGACGCCAUGGGCCUCGUCACCCCCAUCACCAACCAGGCCACCAAAGCUGCCAAGUCGUCCUAA
Cordyceps fumosorosea ARSEF 2679 is the source of this 375-nucleotide messenger RNA. RefSeq lists its product as hypothetical. The record is from RefSeq and is a predicted model, not a curated record. NCBI's taxonomy places the organism in Eukaryota, Fungi, Ascomycota, Sordariomycetes, Hypocreales, Cordycipitaceae. Bases 1 to 375 code for a protein of 124 amino acids. The transcript has a single exon.